CAUCUGUAAAAAACUGUAAUACAUCCCCAACCUUAAAGCAUAAAAAUACUUCACUUAGAAAGUAGCAGUUUACGGUUUCCUAACAUGGAGCUACAGUGGGCUCUUCUUUUGGGACUCUUUAUACCAUCAUGCAAUGGAUUUGCCAGUGGAUUUAACCUUUUAAAUUAUGAAUGUGUUGAUAUAAACAAGUGUCCCGAUAAUGAAUAUUCUGGAUAUGGUGGCGUUACAUUUGAGACCUCAAGUGGCAAAGAAAAGGAAUAUGAAGAGUCUACCCUACAAACUCUGACUGAUACUGCUACAAUAAUCCAAAUGACUACAGAAAUGGACUGCAAUCAGUUCGAACCCUUUUCUGUAGACCACAGGCCCAAUAAGUUGAAGCAGUUGAUGUCACUGUUGAAGAAGAGCUGUGAAUCUCUGAAUGAUCCACAUAGAGAACAUUUGACUGGAGAGGAGCUACUGCAGAAUGUGUUCAAUUCCACUGAUGAGCUGCUGUCUGAAGGAACCAUCGCUGACGGCGAGACACUGAAUCAGUUUCUGGAUGCGGUGGAGAACAGCAUGCGUCUGAUCGGACCUCAGCUGAAAGAGCCAGUGACCAGGAUGGAGACACACAACACCUUUGCUGAGGUUGCAGUAAUGCGGGGUCAGACUCCGCCCAGUGGGCGUGUCACUCUGAGCACAGACUCCGCCCUCUUCAGUGCCAGCUGGGAAACAGUUAUAGGGAAAUCUUAUCCAGGUUUUGCGUUUGCGGCUCUGGUCAGUCAUAAAGAUCUGAACUCAUCCAGUGAUCUGCUCCAUACAAUUAGCAGAGAGAGACCAGAUGAUGAAGAGAGAGGCGUCAGUUAUCAACUCAACUCUAAAGUGGUGACGGCCGUCGUCAGUAAUGCAGAAACCAAGCAGCUGUCAGAGCCGGUGAUGCUCAUCUUUACACACGAGGAGGAGAGGGAGGAGUCUGAGGGUGUGGCUUACUCCUGUGUGUACUGGGAUGAGGCUGAGGGGGUGUGGUCUGGGCGGGGCUGCGAGAAGGCGGAGUCUAACAGCACUCAUACAGUGUGUUACUGGUCUCAUCUCAGUAGUUUCGCUGUGCUCAUGGCUCUCUAUCCUCUCCAGGACUCGUUUGAGUUGGUGUUGAUCACUCGAGUGGGUUUAGUUCUGUCUCUGGUCUGUUUGUCUCUCUGUAUCCUCACGUUCAAGUUCUGCCGCUCCAUCCAAGGAACCCGAACCAGCAUUCAUCUCCAUCUGAGCAUCUCUCUCUUCAUCGCAGACCUCGUCUUCCUCUGUGGGAUCUCCAGCACUCACAAUCAGGUAGCGUGUGGGAUUGUGGCCGGUCUGCUUCACUUCUUCUUCUUGUCUGUGUUCUGCUGGAUGCUGCUGGAGGGGGUUCAGCUCUACCGGAUGGUUGUGCUGGUGUUUAACACCACAUUAAAACACCUCUACAUGUAUCUGGUGGGAUACGGAGCCCCUCUCGUCAUCAUCAUCAUCUCUAUCUCUGCCAUUACCUUCCCAGCGGGAUACGGCACCAAACGACACUGCUGGCUCUCUCUCGAUCGUUAUUUUAUCUUGAGCUUCUUUGCACCCGUCUGCAUCGUCGUGAUCCUCAAUGGUUUUGUCUUCAUCAUCACCAUCUGGAAACUUGCCAAAAAGUUCUCCAGCCUCAAUCCAGACCUCUCCAGUCUCAAGCAGAUCAGGAGCUUUACGGUGACGGCUGUGGCUCAGUUGUGUAUUCUUGGAGGAACCUGGAUCUUCGGCUUCUUCCUCUUCCAGGAGAAAGGGACUGAAGUCAUGUUGUACCUCUUCAUCAUCCUCAACAGCCUCCAGGGGGCGCUGAUCUUCAUCAUGCACUGCCUGCUGUCCAAACCGGUCAGGACAGAGUAUUACAAUCUGUUUGUCCGAAUGUGUCCACACAAGAAGAAAGGCAAAUAUAGGACCAGUCCCAGCCAGACCAGCAGCAGUCAGAAACCUCUACGGAGCGACGGCAGCACAGCAGAGUCACAGAUGUAAAGCGAUUGUCAUUUGCUGAUGGAUUUUGUACAAACUCUUCAACACAAGAUGUAUGAAGACUUUCUGUGACAAAUGAAGAUUAAGCUUUAAUUCAACAGUAGACGUUCACAGGCGUUCACCGUCAUCUGAUGUUUUCUGCUGGUUUAUCACUUGUGAUAUGCAUCAUCUGUUACUGGAGAUGGACAGAGGUUUGCCAUAGAAACAGAUAUAAGUCCUCAUGCCAAUCUUUGAAUAGAGUAUUUAGGUUGCUUCUUUCUUCUGAUUUUUUUUAUUUGUUGUGUAAAUGGAAAGUCUAACUUUUUAGAAGGAAACAUUGUUUUAUAAUCCUAAAUGUUGUAUUGUGUUGAGCUUAGUUGAAAUAUGUUGAUUAAUGAAGUCAUUCUGUAGAAGCAAGGCUAUAUCUGAAAAACAUCCUGAUUUCUAGCUCACUAGUAUUCUCUCUCAUUUCUUCCUCCAUUAUAAGGGAAUGUAAUGACUAAAGCAAGUUAUACUGUCAGUGACAUUUGUUUUUUAUAUGUUUUUAUAUGUUUAUAUUAUAUUUGUUUAUAUUAUAUAACAUUGUCAAAGAUUUCUUUAUAUAUGCCAUUUUUCUAUAGGCUAUGCAAACUUUAUUUUACUUCAUCUUCAUGAGGAAAAGGGAAA
Molecule: messenger RNA, 2640 nt
Organism: Carassius auratus (goldfish)
Lineage: Eukaryota; Metazoa; Chordata; Actinopteri; Cypriniformes; Cyprinidae
Product: CD97 antigen-like
Exons: 16
Coding region: 85-1998 (637 amino acids)
Biological process (GO): cell surface receptor signaling pathway; adenylate cyclase-activating G protein-coupled receptor signaling pathway
Cellular component (GO): plasma membrane
Molecular function (GO): G protein-coupled receptor activity
Source: RefSeq, a predicted model, not a curated record